This is a messenger RNA of Lactuca sativa (garden lettuce), 1401 nucleotides long. RefSeq names its product F-box protein At3g26010. NCBI's taxonomy places the organism in Eukaryota, Viridiplantae, Streptophyta, Magnoliopsida, Asterales, Asteraceae. The record is from RefSeq and is a predicted model, not a curated record.
UCCAUUGAAUAUCCCUAUUAAAACUCAUAUCAACUCAAAUAUUGUAAAAUCUAUUAAACAUACGAAAAUCUAUUUCACAGAUGUGCAUGGAAGACGACGAUAACAGCAAUUCAAGCAAUCAACUCAACGAUGAUGGCGAUGAGAACCAAAUUUUGCAGCAACUUCUACGUACCAAUAUUUCCAGAAACACAAAAGAAUUGUUUUGAAUCUUGUAUAGGUACACUUGGCUACCGAACUUCAAGGAGUUUGUUAAUCGUCUUGGUACUGAAAUCCAGAGUUCGUCCGAAUUCUCUGUUCUUUUUCUUUCUACCCCUGAAGAACAAUUACUAUAUACGAUCAGUUUAGGGUUUUAUCUAUGAGUAAUGGUUUGGUUCUGUGUUGCUGGCGUUCGCCAACACCAUUUGAUUACUACAUCUGUGAUCCACUCACUCGACAAUGGAUCACUUUACCUAGACGUGGACCCAAGUAUCACGAGUUCUUCAAGGAAGGGCUUAUUACUAGGGUUAAUGAAGAUCAUAUGCUUACUAGUUAUAUAGUUGUGAGGUUAAAACAUUUUAAAUCGAAUUAUCUCAAUUUAGAGAUUUUUUCAUCCCAAACGGGCAAAUGGAUCGGCAACAAGCUACCUUGCCCGAUUUCUAUCAAAUUGUGGGAACGGGUCGAAGGCUCAAUCUAUUGUUACGGGGCUCUCCAUUGGCAAGUUAUUAAUGAUAAGGGGAUUCAUGUCAUGCUUGCGUUUGAUCCUUACAAAGAUCCAAAAUGUGUUCGCCUAAUUUCAUUCCCAGAUGACAGAGAUUUCCAGAGUGAGGAAAACGACAUUGGAACUUUACAGUUAUGUGGGGAGAGCCAAGGGACCCUUCGUUAUUUCGAGGUGGCUCAUGGUCGCAAGCAGUUCUAUUUGUUCAGCAUGUGGUCUAUGAAGGAUUAUGAGAAAGGAGAAUGGUGUUGUGAGUUUAGAGUGAGACGUAGCGAUCUUCAUUCUAACGAUCUGGAAUUGAGUAAUUGGCUGUCUCGGUACGGAUGGUUUACUCCUUUAUCGUUUCAUCCGUUAAAUCCAAAUGUUGUGUAUAUGUAUUGCAUGGAGCCUGGGCGUAUUGUUUCGUAUAAUAUUCUGAAUAGAAGGCUGGAUGUUGCUUCUAAACCGAUUGGUCAAUUCAUUUCAUCGUAUUUUGCAAUCCCGUUUGUAUUACCAAGAUGGCCGGUGCUUGUUCCAAUUGCCAGCGUUAAAAGUAAAAAAGAGAAGGUAGAGUGCAGAAAUUAGCUAUGUAUUUUACUAUUUUUACAAAUAUAGGCAAUGUACUUCGUAAUUUUAUCAUGCUUACAUUUUCUGCACAAAGUGUACCAAAAUUUAAGUGUCUUGUUUGGACAAUUGAUUAUUGAUCAGUCAUUACAUUUUUCAAAUAA